GCAGGGAUGGGUGGAAUUAUAUAUUCUGAAUGAGAAAAGCUCACGCUCAGCUCCUAUUUCUCCCUCAGACCAGGGUCCACCUGGCCAUGAGACAGCUUUCCAGUCCUAACAAGACUAUUGUUCUUUGGGGACACUUGGGUUCCCUCCUGUGAACACCUAACAUUGGCCUUUCCCUCAGAAGCAGUGAGACCAGCUCAGCAGGGCGAUGGUGGCUGCCUAGGAGACACUUAAAGCCUCUUCCCAUUCUUCCCUUUACAAUUGAUGACUGACCACGUCCCUGCCAGAUUAGCGCCAGGCUUCCCUCCUUGUGUGGCAUCAUUGCCAAUAUCAUUUAUCCUAGAAAGCAAUAUGGAGGCCAAGAAGUGAGUCACUUGGCUUUCAUGACCAGGGUUAAAUCCUGUGACCAGUAACUCUAUUAGGACAUGUAUGUUUUGAUGUCCUUUUUAAAAAUCAAUGAAUAGUUUGUGAUUCCUUAAGGAGAGAUGACCAGAAGUCAGGCUAACAUACCCUGUGGAGCUGAAAUGCUCGACCUGCAUGACCCAAAGGAACACUAGGUGAGCAGUAUCCACCACGCACCCGCCUUCCAGAGCUCAUCUCACCUAACUCAGGGAACGGGCCAGCACCUUUGGCAAGUCCACUCACCUUUCCUACUUCUGUAACCCCAGCACCUGAAAUGAUAUCUAGUACAGAGUGAGCACUCAAUAAAUGUUCAGUGAAUAAAUGAACCUGAAAUACUAUGGGCAUAAUAAUUCAGUCAUAUGAAGUCAUAACUUAGAAAAGAUGCUUCCUCUUGACAGCCAAGAACAUUUUAGAGUCCAAAGGAGCAAAUCAAACAUGAAUCCUACUCCGUUGUCUCCCCUGCGCCCUGGGGUGAGCAGAGGUGGGUCUAGGGGACUGGGAUGUGCCCCAUCCUCCCCUAGGUUUUUGCGAGCAGAACUGCAGAGCGGGGAGGGCCAGCUUGCAGACCUGACAUCCUACUCUGUCCUUAUACAGAUGAUGAAACCAGAUUCCAGAAAGGGAGGCUGACCUGCUGCAGGUCACACAUGCAGGUCACCUGGCUUCCAGGCCAGCUAGAGACUUUUCCAAAAAGCUGAGUGGUCCAGAUGGAAAGGGAGAUAGGAUGAGAUGAGUGGAACUAACCAGACAGCUGUGACAGAAUACGUCCUGCUGGGGCUACACGGGCACCGUAAGCUAGAGGCGGUCCUGUUUGUGCUGUGCCUGGGCAUCUACUUGGUGAACGUGCUGGGCAACUCCCUUCUCAUAGGGCUGAACAUACUGGCCCCCCGCCUGCACAGCCCCAUGUACUUCUUUCUCAGCAACCUCUCCCUCAUGGACAUCUGUGGCACCUCCUCCUUCGUUCCUCUCAUGCUAGUCAACUUCCUGAAAGCCCGAAGGACCAUCUCCUUCCCCGGCUGUGCCCUGCAGAUGUACCUGACCCUAGCGCUAGGCUCCACAGAGUGCCUGCUCCUGGCUGUGAUGGCGUAUGACCGUUACGUAGCUAUCUGCCAGCCACUUAGGUACCCAGAGCUCAUGAGUGGGCAGACAUGCAUGCAGAUGGCAGUGCUGAGCUGGGAGACAGGCUUUGCCAACUCACUGCUGCAGUCCGUCCUUGCCUGGCGCCUCCCCUUCUGCAGCCACAGUGUCAUCGACCACUUCUUCUGUGAGAUCCUGGCAGUGCUAAAACUGGCCUGUGGGGACAUCUCCCUCAAUGCACUGACAAUAAUGGUGGCCACAGUUGUCCUGACGCUGGCCCCACUCCUGCUCAUCUGCCUAUCCUACAUUUUCAUCCUGGCUGCCAUCCUCAGGGUACCCUCUGCCGCAGGCCAGCGCAAAGCCUUCUCCACCUGCUCGGCCCACCUCACGGUGGUGGUGAUUUUCUAUGGGACCAUCUCCUUCAUGUACUUCAAGCCCAAGGCCAAGGACCCCAGGUUGGAUAAGAUUAUCGCAUUGUUCUAUGGGGUUGUGACACCCUCACUGAACCCCAUCAUCUACAGCCUAAGGAACGCAGAGGUAAAAGCUGCUGCCCUAGCUCUGCUGGGGGGCCGCCUGCUCUGCAGGAAAGCGCCCCACUGUCACUGCUGCUCUCCGUCUCUGUUAGUCAGCACGGGCUAGGUUACGCGGUGUCGUGACCUCAGAUCUUCAGUGGCUUAAAGCCAUCAAGGUUUGUUUCUCGCUCAUGCUGCAGGGCCACACAAGGCUGGUUAGGGUUCUGCUCUGAUCUGGGCUCUUCAUCCCUCUGGAACUCAGGAGGACAAAGCAGCUACCAUCUGGAACACUGCUGGUCACCAUGACAGAAGGAAAAGGAGAGUAACAAAGCCUGCAUGACUCUUAAAUCUUCCACUCAGAGGUGCCACGUGUUACUUCCACUUACAUGUCAUGGGCUGACACAAUGGCAACAGCAAGGCACAUGACCACCUCUGACAUCAAAGGGGAGGACAAGCACAGCUACUGUGUGUCUCGAAUGAGGGAGAGAGAGGACGAAGAGCUCGGUGAACAGCCUAAUGACCACCACACCAUCCUCCAGAGUUGACCCAAGAGCUACUAGAGAUUUCGCUUCCUUUUCCCCGACCGUACAUCCUUCGUGGACCAUCCUACACCCUUCAUGUGGGCUGCUGCCAGGUUCAUUGUCCCAAGCAAGCUUGGGUUAGCUCACCUGUGGUGGCUUUGUAGUACUGGGUCAACCAAACUAGGUUGAAGUGUGUGCUUCCCAGAAUUCUCUUCCCAGUAUGGGUCUGUGUUAGGGCUGACCAGAGAGAUGCGUGCAUGAGAUGUGGAAGGCAAGAGUGAAACAGCACCACACACUGCGGGAGUGCUUGCAUGCUGCUGCUAAGUUGCUGGCUCACCUUCCAAGUGCAGCCCGUCCAGUCCUCACCAGAUCACCUCCUUCAACUGUCUGAGUCCUGGGUCAAGUGCAGCUUCAUGACAAAAGGUGCCAGCUUCUCCUGCAGGUCGCCGGUUUUACUGAGAUUGAAGGCGGGAGACCCAGACCAGGUUCUAGUCUGUCCUCCUGGGCUCUAGUUUGCCCUUACUCCCCUGCCUGCACAUCCAGCCUUCCUUCCGGACUGCCAGCCCCGCUGACCUGCGGCAGCUCAGGCCCAAGCCCAAGUGCAGAGGUAGCAGCUUUGCACAGACUUCUCCAACUGCUACCAUGACAGCAUAGGCCUAAUGUCAAUAAUAAACUCCUUAAAUCACUCACAGUGGUUCUGCUACUUUGGUCAAACCCCAUUGAUUCAUCACUCACUUGAUCAAGAACCUUUGAUGGCCCCCAUUACCAAAGCAUUAAGUUCACAUUCUUCAGCUGAGUCGUCAAGGCCCUCCGGAGAAUCUGGCCCCACCUGCUUCUUCAGCCUGAAUUUCCUCUACGCCCUUCACACCGGCCAUCCCCUAUGUCAUCCACACCUCCCCCACCUCCA
Messenger RNA from Microcebus murinus (gray mouse lemur), 3413 nucleotides. The record is from RefSeq and is a predicted model, not a curated record. Lineage: Eukaryota; Metazoa; Chordata; Mammalia; Primates; Cheirogaleidae.